Messenger RNA from Thamnophis elegans (Western terrestrial garter snake), 3637 nucleotides. RefSeq names its product formin binding protein 1 like (gene FNBP1L). Bases 103 to 1443 code for a protein of 446 amino acids. The transcript has 12 exons. The record is from RefSeq and is a predicted model, not a curated record. Gene Ontology annotation, molecular function: protein binding. Gene Ontology annotation, biological process: signal transduction. Lineage: Eukaryota; Metazoa; Chordata; Lepidosauria; Squamata; Natricidae.
UCAUGUAUAGCCUUUUAUAAUAUUCUUAAUGAGUUAAAUGACUACGCAGGACAGCGUGAAGUAGUAGCAGAAGAAUUGGGACAUAGGGUAUAUGGAGAACUGAUGAGAUAUUCCCACGAACUCAAAACAGAAAGGAAACUGCACCUUCAAGAGGGCCGAAAAGCACAACAGUAUCUUGACAUGUGUUGGAAGCAGAUGGAUAAUAGCAAAAAGAAAUUCGAAAGAGAGUGCAAAGAAGCAGAAAAGGCACAGCAGUGUUAUGAGAGACUGGACAAUGAUACCAAUGCCACUAAAGCAGAUGUUGAAAAAGCAAAGCAGCAACUAAACCUACGUACACAUAUGGCUGAUGAAAAUAAAAAUGAAUAUGCUGCACAGCUCCAAAAUUUCAAUGGUGAACAGCACAAGCAUUUCUAUAUUGUCAUUCCUCAAAUAUAUAAGCACCUUCAAGAAAUGGAUGAGCGACGAACCAUCAAACUUAGUGAAUGUUAUAAAGGAUUUGCAGAUUCUGAGCGGAAAGUUAUUCCAAUAGUCUCAAAAUGUUUAGAAGGAAUGAUCGCUGCAGCCAAAUCAGUCGAUGAUCGCAGAGAUUCUCAAAUUGUAAUAGACUCCUUUAAGUCUGGCUUUGAACCUCCUGGAGAUUUCCCAUUUGAAGAUUAUAGUCAACACAUUUAUAGAACUGUUUCUGAUGGAACGAUCAGUACCCCAAAACAGGAAGGAAUGAAAAUCGAUGCAAAAACCACUGUGGGCAAGGCUAAGGGGAAACUCUGGCUCUUUGGAAAGAAACCAAAGGGUCCUUCCCAAGAAGAUUUCAGUCACUUGCCACCAGAACAAAGGCGGAAAAAACUUCAGCAGCGGAUUGAUGAGCUUAACAGAGAAUUGCAGAAAGAGAAUGAUCAAAAAGAUGCCCUCAUCAAAAUGAAAGAUGUGUACGAAAAAAACCCACAAAUGGGUGAUCCGGGAAGUCUUCAGCCAAAAUUAAUGGAAACUAUGAACAACAUGGACCGUCUGCGGAUGGAAAUCCACAAGAACGAGGCAUGGCUUUCUGAAGUUGAAGGUAAAGUAGCAACAAGAGGAGAUCGAAGACACAGCAGUGACAUCAACCAUCUCGUAACCCAAGGAAGAGAGAGUCCGGAGGGGAGCUACACGGAUGAUGCCAAUCAAGAAGUUCGGAGCCCACCCCAGCAGCAUGGCCCUCAUAAUGAAUUUGAUGACGAUUUUGAAGAUGAUGAUCCUUUGCCAGCUAUAGGACAUUGUAAAGCUAUCUAUCCAUUUGAUGGUCACAAUGAAGGCACCCUUGCCAUGAAAGAAGGGGAGGUUUUGUAUAUUAUAGAGGAAGACAAAGGAGACGGAUGGACAAGAGCUCGGAGGCAGAACGGAGAAGAAGGAUACGUGCCAACUACCUACAUAGAUGUAACUCUAGAAAAAAACAGUAAAGGUUCCUGAAGCGGGUAUCUGAGAAAAUGGGCGAGAUGUUGAAGGAGGUUACAUGCAGCUGCUUUUUUGGGGGAGGGUGUUAGGCCCAGCAAAAUGGGGGAAAGCCAGUUGCAUGAAAGCAUGUAGGCAUAUGUUUCUCACUAACAAUGUUAGCAUUUCUCUUUGUGUGUUCCCAAAUUGUGGUAAGCUAAAACGCUCCAUUCCAACAGAACCAAACCCACCCCGGUUUGAAAACAUAUCCGCUCCAUAGUUCUGAAAUGCUAGCUGUUUUACCACUUGCAUUUUUAUACUGGCUGUUUUCAGCUGCUUCCUUUUCCAUAUCCAUUUUUUUUACAAAUCAGCAUUGAGUCCGAAAUCUUCUCAUUGACAGUCUUCUGCCUGUGUGCCACUUCCAUGCUCGCCCUAACCUUUUCCUGCAUGUCUAGAUAAUGCGUCAGGCAUGUUCGCCUAAUGUUUUUGUACUUCCAUAGUUCUUUCCUCGUCUCUUGCAUUUGUAGCGUCCUCCAGCACUAAAGUUUUUUUUUAUAUAUAUAUAUAUUUCCCCUGCCCCGUUUUACGUCGCUGUAAUUUGUUCGUUUGUUUUAUCUUCUUCAUUGUGACCAUUUCCAGUUCUUUGGCGUUAACACCGGCUGUGAAAGUAACAUUCAUUCUGCUUUGGGGAUGGAAUACAUCUUCAGCACUAGGCCAUCCCAGCCUAUCCUCAGCACCUCAAUAAUUUCUCAUGAGCACUGAAACCCUAGGAAUAAUAAAGAGCACAGAUUUGCCGCUGCAAGACAAACAACUCUUUUCAGAAAUCAAGUGCUUGUCAUUCAGAUGCUGCCUUAAACUCUCGAGUGCCUAAAUCUGUUGAGUUGCCAACAAUACCACUUCAGUAUCCCGCCAAGGGCUAUUGGGUCUCAGCUCUGUAUGACCUCGUGAAUCUUCCUACAGUUCUGCAGCUGUUGGUAGCCAAUGGUAGAUGCUUUCUCGAUCUCUACCAUUCCACAACAACAAGGUGCAUUGUAAACGUGACACACGUUGAAAAACAAAAAGUACAUGUAUCGAUUUUAUUUUACGUCCAAUGAAUGUUUUUAAUAGGAUUUUUAUGGAGCCUUUUUUUUAAUUGCCUAUUAUUAUUAUUUUUUUCGAGUUGGGGAAUGGGAUAAAGACACCAGUUUUCAAACGAACUGCCGUGCUUGUCUUAUUUCCAAGUAUGCUUUAUUGUAAGGACCCAGUUAAAAAUUGAAGUGAUAACUUUGUAAUGAUCUGUGUGCACUUUUUAUUUGUAAACAUAAUUGCGAUUUGGACACAUUUAUACAUGUAAAUAUAGUUGUCUCCCGCACCCUGGUCAUUGCUCAUGUUAUUUGUCUUGCCAUUUGUGAAUUAUGUUAAUGAAAACAUCGAAUCUAAGCAAAAUAGGGUCAUCUUAGUAUAAGGGGAGGGAUGGGGGGGGAAAGGAGCAGUUAAAUUUAAGCUUCAUAAACCAGCUUACUGCUGUUUGUGGUAAUAUUUAAAAUCCUGCUUUUCUGAAGGUGGGAAUCAAAGCAAUAUUUGAACACAGCAAUGCUGGUGGGAUUCCUUUAGAACUUUUUUCAGUGUUACUAGCCACUAUUACACAGAUGAUUUAGUAUAUUUACAUUGAGGGUGAUAAAACACUAAAGGUUAAGAGUUUUGGGAUAUUGUAAACAGGGUUAUUUAUAAUAAUGUGACCAUAUGCCAUUACUGACCAAACUACAUCGAAUAGUUGUUCGUUUAAUGCUGGCUUUUUUUUUUUAAUAAAAAAGAAAUAUCUCCAAAUGAAAGACAAUGAUUUUAAGGUUCUCACUCUUCCAGCCAAGGAACCCUAUGGAUUUAGUUUAACAGCCAGUUUGAGCUGCUUUUAACACUUCUAGUAAAGGACUAAUAGUUCUUUUGUGCUACUGUUUUUUGUAAGGCAGGAUUUGUUUCCUCAGGAGGAUAUUUUCCUUCCUGUGGUUAUAAAGCAACCUUUAUGAGGGUAGUUUAAAUGUAAAGGGGAGGGGGAAAAAAUCUUUGUACUUGCACAGUUGGCUAAAAUUAUUUUGAAAUGUUGAGAAUUAAUUGUCUUUGAGUCAUAACUUUUCAGUAAUUUUUAAUCUUUCGUGCACGUGUUGAUUUUUUAAAUGUUUCAAUGCUUUGUUAAAUAAUAGUCGUUCUCUUCAAAAUAUUUUCAUGGAAUUAAACAAUCUUUUCAUGGCCCUCAUCA